This is a messenger RNA of Pungitius pungitius (ninespine stickleback), 2552 nucleotides long. RefSeq names its product G-protein coupled receptor 6. NCBI's taxonomy places the organism in Eukaryota, Metazoa, Chordata, Actinopteri, Perciformes, Gasterosteidae. The coding region runs from base 1056 to 2066 and encodes 336 amino acids. Gene Ontology annotation, biological process: regulation of metabolic process; adenylate cyclase-activating G protein-coupled receptor signaling pathway. The transcript is spliced from 2 exons. Gene Ontology annotation, cellular component: cytoplasm; plasma membrane. The record is from RefSeq and is a predicted model, not a curated record. Gene Ontology annotation, molecular function: sphingosine-1-phosphate receptor activity.
UAAAUGUUCAUAUUGCAGAUAUGUGUAUAUAUGUUUGUAUGUACACUCAUCAGUCAAUUGCUUGUCAUUAAGUUGCGGCUCCUCACAUGGCCGCAACUCAAUGAUUUGUAUAUUGAUUAACCACUUGUUACAACCAAGGAAUGCAGAAGACCAUCUAUGGGCCACAGCAGCAGAGGACCACACCGGGUGCCGCUCCUGUCGGGUAAGAGAAAAGAAAACUGAGACUAAAUUGCAAUAGAAGAUUAUGUCUUGAUUGAGUCUUGAUUUCAGCUGUGACAUUCAGAGGGUAGGGUCAGAAUUUGGCGUAAACAACAUGUUCCGGCUGGUGGUGGUGGUGUCAUGGUGUGGGGAAUAUUUUCAAUAUUUUUGGGCCCUUUAGUGCCAAUUGAGCAUCUUUAAAUGCUGCAGUCAACCUGGUAUUUAGUAGUAUUGUUGCUGACUGCGGAGAUUCAAAGGGACAUUCUCAUCAUAGACAAAUCUGCAGCAACUGCGUGAUGCUAUCAUGUCAAUAUGGACCAAAAUCUCUUGAGGAAUGUUUCCAACACCUUGUUGUAUGUAUGACGCAGAUAAAUAAGGCAUUAAGGCUUUAAUUCCAGUUCCAAUGCAAACUAUUGUACUGUGGUUUUUGGAUCACAAUAUACCGGCUUGUAAAGGUUUUGAGAAGGAAAAAAAAGAAGAAAAAAAGGACUGAAUAAAUGCAACAGGGUGUGUGUGGCGGUGGUGGGAGGGGGGGUUUAAGGAGGGGGAGGAGUAAGGUGCAUUUAAGCGCUCCUCCACCUCUCCGGUCGGUUCUCCAUGCGCGCUCCACAUCACACGCACCUUCCCCCCCCGAGCUGCGCACCGGCCAAUGCUUCACGGCAGCUCCUCGCUGUGUGUCUGUCCCGUGCGUGGGAAGCGCAACACAAUCCAGGGCUUCACUUGAGUGCGUCCAAAGGAGCGACAACGAGGGUUGGAACAACCCCUCCCCGGUUUCACUUUGAGUCCGUUACACCUUCCCGUCGGACCGGAGAGACUCACGUUUCGUUACGGAGGACAGAAAGACGACGACCUUGGAGAUGACGAACCAGUCGCUGGUGGUGAACGACUCCUUACUGACUCCCUCGGCCGGAGGAUCUCUCCCGUGGAUGGAGACGGGUUCCCCGGAGCACAACGGCAGUCUGGACUUCUCCACCGACCCGUUGGACUUCCCCAUCAACCCGUGGGACAUUAUGCUGUGCAUGUCGGGCACGGUCAUCGCCUGCGAAAACGCCAUAGUGGUGGCCAUCAUCUUCUACACGCCGACGCUAAGGACUCCCAUGUUCGUGCUGAUCGGGAGCCUGGCCACGGCGGACCUGCUGGCCGGCAUGGGACUAAUCCUCAACUUCGUGUUCCGCUACGUCGUCUCCUCCGAGACGAUCAGCCUCGUCACCGUGGGCUUCCUGGUGGCCUCCUUCACUGCGUCCAUCAGCAGCCUUUUGGCCAUAACAGUGGACCGCUACUUCUCCCUCUACAACGCCCUGACAUACUUCUCGGAGAAGACGCUGCAGUACGUGCACCUGAUGUUACUGGGGACCUGGGGGGUGUCCCUGUUUCUGGGCUUGCUGCCGGUGCUCGGCUGGAACUGCCUGGACGACGCGGCCUCCUGCAGCAUCGUCCGCCCUUUGACCCGGAGCAACGUCACGCUGCUGGCCGUCUCCUUCUUCGUCAUCUUCGUGCUCAUGCUGACCCUCUACUUCAAGAUCUGCAAGAUCGUGUGCCGCCACGCCCACCAAAUCGCCCUGCAGCAGCACUUUUUUGCCACGUCGCAUUACGUCGCCACCAAGAAGGGCGUCUCCACGCUGGCCAUCAUCCUGGGGACGUUUGGUGCCAGCUGGCUGCCCUUCGCCAUCUACUGCCUGGUGGGCGAGAGGGAGUAUCCGUCAGUGUACACCUAUGCCACGCUGCUGCCAGCCACCUACAACUCCAUGAUUAACCCCAUCAUCUACGCCUAUAGAAACGCAGAGAUCCAGCGCUCCCUGUACGUGCUUCUCUGCGGCUGCUUUCAGGCCAACAAGGCCUACCGAUCCAGAUCACCAAGCGAGGUCUGAAUAGGGGCCGGGGCCUCUUUUUGUUUGAGCGUACGUAUGUGUGUGUGUGUGUGUGUUUGUGUGGAGGAAAAAGAUGGCGGGAAAAAAACACAAAUCCUGCUGUGACCGAUGACAAUUGGCGUACAGUCGACAGUGAACGCCGUGCAAACACAAAGAGGAUCCGGAGAUACAAAUGUGUGUCUCGCGCUCCUUUAAAUGCACUUUACUACGUCUCAACACGAGUUGGGAUGAGAUUUUAUUGUAAUGCUGUGAACAAGACGUCUGUGGAAAUAGACAAAACAAACCCGCGAAUGUACUUAAAUGAGCAUUGGAAUGGAAAAUCUUGCACUUUAGUCUGUGUUUUUUAAAAUGCCAAAGCAGUAUUGUAAAGCCCUUAUUGUGUUUAAACGUUUCAACUUGUGAGUACUGUGUGCACUUUUUCUAUUUUGUAUGGUAUUGUCUUUUGAUGUGCAUUUUUCUACAAUAGGAAUAAAAGAUCCAAUCCAA